Neodiprion virginianus is the source of this 976-nucleotide messenger RNA. RefSeq lists its product as uncharacterized. Lineage: Eukaryota; Metazoa; Arthropoda; Insecta; Hymenoptera; Diprionidae. The record is from RefSeq and is a predicted model, not a curated record. Bases 77 to 451 code for a protein of 124 amino acids. The transcript has 3 exons.
CUUUCCUCCAUAAUUCGGUCACGUACGGGUUGCCCUCGGCCACUUUUGACGAGCCGAUAAACACCUGAGUUCACCAAUGGGAUUAAUCCUCGGCAAAACUUCACCAGGGUCAACAACAGCGGGGAAAAUGAACUCUAAAAUGAUGAUGAUGUUAGUCGGUGGAUAUUCGGUUCAGGGAGCUUCGGUUCUGGGUAUUAUUCACGACCUUCUGCAGGAUAAUGUCGCUGGAAGACCAGUUAUCCACGAGAAAAGCGAUUGGGACUUUGACCCGGACGUUGGAAAAUUGAGGAGAGUCCAAUUCGAGGCUAUCAAUGGACCGCAAGGCCGUGACCUGAUCGACAGGCUGGGAUACGGGAUCGGUGCCCAUGGAGUAACACCAAAAACCACCGUCGUUAAACAGCCCGCGGUGAUUCUAGCCAAUUGGGAUGCGUCCACGCCUGGGAGUUACUAGACACGGCGCUGAUUUCGGCGCUUGUUGCUAAAUCCCGAGAGAUGGACACUUUACGAAAGCUCUAGUAGUUGGUACUUGAGAGAAGCGCUAGCCAAUUGUCAACAAGAUGUAGGUUUACAUACAAUAUAUCUCAAGUUUCGAUUUUAACUCACGUGUACCGGAUGAUGAACAAUUUAAGCGUGGAACUGAUGUGAUAUUUUUUUUUUUUUUUUUAUAAUUCUGUCUUUUUGGUGUUAUAAAAACUGGAUAUUAUUCAAGGUCAAUGAAUUUUAUAUUUGAUCAGUCGUGCAUUGGAUAAAAAAAAUCGCUAUAUUGGAUCGUAAUUGAAAUGACGAUAAUUUGUUCUUUUUUCUUGGACGUAAAAUUGUCAGGAAACACCCGUUUAUUCGUGUGGGAUAGAUUGCAUGGAAAUAAAAAAAAUUUUAGUUAAUAAAUAGAAACAUUUUGGAUUUAUAAUAAAUUGGUAUGCAACGAUUACAUUUUUACCAUAUAAGUUUUGUAUAAAAUAUGUAUAUCAUUUACAGA